GCUAACCAUAAGCUGCAUGCCGAACUGCAUUCUUCUUCUUUCCUCCUGCAAUCCAGGACUGGUCCUUGGAGAUUAUCGCGACUGCGCAGAUCCGAUAUCGCUAUCACUUCAAAUGCUGAACGAUCUUGUUGACGACAUGAUGAAAUAGAUCACCUCGGAAGCACCCUUUACGAUAGGUGGAGAUGCAUCUGGACCUCGGUCGCUUUGAUGAAAAUCACCGUUGUUCCACUCUUGUAUCCCCCCUUUUCAGGAUGGCGGGAGAGCGGCAGCUUCAUGCGCGUGGUCCAUUAACUUUCACCGCGAGGGAUAAAUUGACCAUCCAUCGCACUAACCUUUCAAUUUUAGAGUUCUUUUUUUGACCGCCAGUUUGUUCCUUGAUCAUUGAUCUAAUGUCUUACGCAUACUUGGCUGGAUCCCUCGUUCGCCAUGCCUUGUGCCAUCCCGCGGAUUUCUACUCCAGUGUCGGGCCUACCGUCAAUGAGCUGAGCUUCGGCCUGUUGGGUUCUUCCUUCAAGCCGCAGCGAGAUAUAGGCGAUCUUUCUGGAAAGAUCGUCUUUAUUACAGGUGGAAAUGCCGGCCUUGGAAAAGAAACCGUCCUUCAGCUUGCCUAUCAUCGUCCGUCUCGCAUCUACCUGGCCGCUCGGACCGAGAGCAAAGCGCGCGACGCCAUUGCCUCGAUCCAGGAGAUCCUUCCGGAGCCCGUCGACAUCAGACACAUACUGCUCGAUCUAUCCUCAUUCGAGUCCAUUCGCGCAGCGGCCGAAAGAUUCACCACGGAAUGCGAUCGCCUGGACCUGUUGAUACUGAAUGCCGGCAUCAUGGCCACACCCCCAGGCGUCACAAAAGAGGGGCUUGAGAUUCAAUUCGGAACCAACCACAUCGGACACUUCUUGCUCACCAAACUACUGCUUCCCACGUUGAAAAAGACCAGCGCCAGUGCCGUCCCUGCGCUCGAUGUCCGGGUCGUGACGGUCAGCUCCGUCGGACACAACGUAUCGCCAUCCUACGAGGUUAUGACGUCUACGGAGGCCCUGCAGGCGUCGGGGCCGUUCGAGCGGUAUGGCGCUUCCAAGGCUGCCAACGUCUUGUUUGCGGCCGAGCUCGCACGCCGCUAUCCGCACAUUCUCUCAGUCUCUAUCCAUCCGGGAGUGGUGUCGAGCGACCUGUACAACCACACGAAGGAAGCCGGUGGGUUUUCUAACAUCGGUGCUCAUCUCACCUUGAUGAUAUCCCGAGGGGUACGCACGGGGGCGAUGAAUCAACUCUGGGCUGCCGGAGCGAAGAGAGAGUUGCUGACCAAUGGGGCGUAUUAUGUUCCUAUCGGGAUUCGCGGGUCGAGCAAAUAUGCAGACGACGUGGAGAUGGGUCGGAAGCUAUGGGAAUGGACCGAAGCUCAAAUCGCGGAGGUAUCCUAGACUAGUACUGGCUUGUAGAAGGGUAGAUCCUAAUUUUUAUGAUGUUAUGGUUGAAGAAUGAGAAGUAUUCCCUCCAACUGAUGCCAAUAAGGGUCCAGACAGUCGGAUUACCCGAUUGGGAUUAAAACACCGAGUGGAGGCGAGAUGGGCUGGGCAAAGGCUCAGACACUUCAUCGGAGCAGGGCAUCGUCGGGAUAGCGUAGAAAAAGAGCUCAUUUGUGUGCAAGAAAUACUGUCCAGAAUCCAGGGAUGCCUCACAUCGUGACCCCGGACAAGGGUCAGACAGGCGUCGGCAGCGUGUCGUCGUUAGGGUUUAGCCGAGCAGCCUCAAGAUCCCCUCCACAACGAAAUCUCGUUGAUCUCCCCAAACGGCGAACUUCAUAUGAAGGAACCGUGAUCAACCUACCUGGAAUGCAGAGAUAGAUAUCUAGACAGAAAUCAAAUAGAAUCCAAUCUUCACCGUCGUAACGCAGUCACCAUCGUAGUCAAGUAAUCCCAGACCCAAGCAGGUGAACUCCCCACAGUCAUCAAUCAUCAAUCAUCAGCCACAC
Molecule: messenger RNA, 1966 nt
Organism: Aspergillus melleus
Lineage: Eukaryota; Fungi; Ascomycota; Eurotiomycetes; Eurotiales; Aspergillaceae
Product: putative short-chain dehydrogenase/reductase family protein
Exons: 2
Coding region: 390-1415 (341 amino acids)
Source: RefSeq, a predicted model, not a curated record